Messenger RNA from Thlaspi arvense, 2204 nucleotides. The record is from the annotation of a GenBank genome assembly. Lineage: Eukaryota; Viridiplantae; Streptophyta; Magnoliopsida; Brassicales; Brassicaceae.
AAAUAGUUUAAGGAGGAGCAAAAAAAAAGUGAAAUUCAAUUAACAAGACUUAAUCUAGAGUCUCGUCGUGUAGCUGUCACUUUCGAGUCUUUUUUGUCGCUUUCUGGCAUUAGAAGCAGCCGAACAAAUUUAAUACAACAGCAGAAACCUUUUUUUUCUUUGCAAAAGUACAACAGGAGAAAAUUGCAGAAAACUUUUAGCGUAUUUCACUGUUCCUAUGUACUGGGUUUGGUUUGGUUGCUGAAUAAAUUUAUUGACAUCCUCACGAAAAAGUCGAAAAAGCAAACUCAUGAUUAUUUCUCUUUGAUUAACUUAACUCUAUGGUCUUCGUGUGCGAAAUGGAUUUUCUCCACUAGCAACUUUUUCCAAACAAAACAAAUAAUCUUCUUCUUCCAGAUUUGGUAUCGUGGAGACAGGUCAAAUUUGAGGUUCUUUUUAAGAAAACUGUAUUUCUUUUCUCAAUCAAACCCAUUUCUUGUCUUUUUUUGUUUGUUUGGGUCUGGAUUUGAGGUUCUGUUGCGGAAUCUCCUCUGUUCUAUAAGUGAUUUUUUGUUGGUGCUCUCUCUGGGUUUGUGAUGCCCUAUAAUUGCUUCGGAAUUCUUGAUAUAUGCAAAGGAAAUGAUCGUAUUGGACAGAGAGAAGCUGAAGAGAUUUGCACCGACAAUGUGAGGGUCUUUUCAUACAACUCACUAAGAUCAGCCACAGAUGGUUUCCAUCCAACUAACAGAAUCGGAGGUGGAGGCUUUGGAGUUGUCUUCAAGGGAGUAUUGAGAGAUGGCACACAAGUAGCAGUGAAAUCGCUUUCAGCAGAAUCCAAACAAGGCACACGCGAGUUCUUGACCGAGAUUAACUUGAUAUCCAACAUUCAACAUCCUAACCUCGUUAACCUCAUUGGCUGCUGCGUCGAAGGGAACAACCGGAUUCUAGUCUAUGAGUACCUUGAGAACAACAGCCUUGCUAGUGUUUUGCUUGGUUCAAGGAGUAAAUAUGUAUGGAAGCUAAGAGAAGAAGGGAGGCUACUAGAUGGCGUGGAUCCGGAUCUAGCCAAGUUUCCGGAAGACGAAGUGACCCGGUUCAUCAAGGUGGCUCUUUUCUGCACUCAAGCCGCGGCACAGAAGAGACCAAACAUGAAGCAAGUGGUGGAGAUGCUUUGCAGGAAAGAGAUUAACCUCAACGAGGCUGCCUUGACGGAGCCUGGUGUCUACAGAGGUGUCAACAGGGGACGCAACCACCGUGGCCUCGGUCUUGGAGGCGGCAGCUCACAGGAGGGCUCCUCAACACAAGGUUACAAAGGGAAAAGCUCAGCCAUUCCUCAAGGCUCCUCGUCGGCCUCUGUUAUUUCCUUUCAGAGCAUCACAGAGAUGGCUCCGAGAUGACGAUCAUUUUUUCUGUUAAUAGAGCAGAAUUAUAUUCUUGAGUAUAUUAGUCAGUUUCUCAUGUGUUAAUCUCUUUAUAUACAUAUAUAGUAAAUCAAAUUCUAUGAGAGAAAAUAUUAUUGACUCAAUAAAAGGAUGAUGCUAUUGUUGCUUGGAACCACGAAAUGAUUUAUGAUCAACAAGCUUUGUCGAAACAGAGGGCAAGAGCAAGAACACACACGCUUUCACAAAUUUAGGAUUUCAGAAUGAAAUCUCCAAUCUCGGUUAAGGUCUACUCCUACCAAUUCACAAUAAUGGGUCUAGACUCUAGAGAGAAAGCGAGAGAGAGUACAAAGAUCGAUGAAUAAAUCUCACAGCCAAAAAAUAUGAUCUUAUCACAAGUCACAACUUAGCAAGUAGCAAUGAACAGAAUAGGUUAGAAAGACUAACAAAUUAUAUUUGAUCUACCUUAAAUGGUUUACCUUAGUCUCCUCCAAUAACCGGCCUAACCAGCAAUCAGAAAUCCUGAUUUGAACAUUGAACAGCUCAAUGCUGGUUAUCCGGCUCAGAGCUUGCAAUAUCUUGAUCUUUCCAGAAAUCAGCUCUGCCUAAAAGAGCUGAUGAGUCUUCCUUCAUUAACGACACCAGUGUCUUCAGCUGAUGAGCCCUAAUUAAGAACUGAUGAACCUGUAAUAUCCUUGAUCUUUCCAGGAAUCAUAAUGCUUCAAUAGUUUAUGAUAAAUCACCAAAGAUGCCCCGUCUGCCCAGUUUCUUCAGUUUAGUUGUCUUGACAUGUUUCCCUAUGUUCCAAAGGCCAACUGUUUUAAAUAAUAAAUGGCAUGAUUUGCA